Molecule: messenger RNA, 1014 nt
Organism: Arxiozyma heterogenica
Lineage: Eukaryota; Fungi; Ascomycota; Saccharomycetes; Saccharomycetales; Saccharomycetaceae
Gene: MEU1
Product: S-methyl-5-thioadenosine phosphorylase
Exons: 1
Coding region: 1-1014 (337 amino acids)
Biological process (GO): nucleoside metabolic process
Cellular component (GO): cytosol
Molecular function (GO): S-methyl-5-thioadenosine phosphorylase activity
Source: RefSeq, a predicted model, not a curated record
AUGACCAACAGUGAAGUUUCCAACAAGUUUGAAGGAAAAGUUGAUUUAGGUAUUAUUGGUGGGACUGGUCUUUAUCACUUAGAUUGCUUAAAACCUAUUGCUAGAUUAAAUUCUAUUGUCACUCCUUGGGGAGUCACAUCAUCUCCAAUCACAAUUGCUAAGUACAUCUUGAAAGAAGAGGAUAAUAUAAAGUCUGAUUCUAAAAGUGUUGAAAGAGAUUUUUAUGUCGCGUUCUUGUCUCGUCAUGGUUUAAAUCAUGAAUACCCACCUAGUAGAGUUCCAUUCAGAGCUAACAUAGCAGCAUUGAAACAUUUGAAUUGUAGAGCUGUUAUAUCAUUCAGUGCUGUGGGUUCAUUAAGAAAAGAAAUCAAACCAAGAGACUUUAUCUUACCACAACAAAUCAUUGAUCGUACCAAAGGUAUUCGUGAAUCUUCAUAUUUUAAUGAUAUUGGACUUGUUGGACAUGUUGGUUUUGGUGAUCCAUUCUCUUUUAACAUUGCCAAUUUUAUUAAUGACCUAGUUAAAGAAUCAUUUAGUGUUGAUCCAAUUUUAGUCAAUCAGGAUACAAAUGAACCAUGUGAUUUACACUUCAACCGUGAUAUGACAGUUGUUUGUAUAGAAGGUCCACAAUUUUCAACAAGAGCUGAAUCAAAGAUGUAUAGAAUGCUUGGUGGUGAUGUCAUUAAUAUGAGUGUACUUCCAGAGGCUAAAUUGGCACGUGAAUGUGAAUUACCAUACCAAAUGAUUUGUAUGUCGACAGAUUAUGAUGCAUGGAUGGAUCAUGAAGAACCUGUCUCUGUUGAAGCAGUUAUCGGUCAUUUAAAUAACAAUGGUAGAAACGCAAAUAAAUUAGCUUCCAAAAUAAUUGAAAAUAUGGCUAAAUUGAAUCCUAAGUUUUUAAAUAACGGUGAUGGUUUGACUGGAUCAAUUAAAAUGUCAAUUUCAACCAAACCAGAUGCAAUGUCAAAAGAGACCCUUGAAAAAUUAAGAUUCCUAUUCCCAGAUUAUUGGUAA